Apiotrichum porosum is the source of this 2199-nucleotide messenger RNA. RefSeq lists its product as uncharacterized. The record is from RefSeq and is a predicted model, not a curated record. Lineage: Eukaryota; Fungi; Basidiomycota; Tremellomycetes; Trichosporonales; Trichosporonaceae. The transcript has 4 exons. Bases 1 to 2199 code for a protein of 732 amino acids.
AUGGACAGGCCAUCGGUGGACGUACCGCGCACGCCCACGCCCACACUUCGCUCCACCUACCUAGCUCAAGACACACCCGUCCAAGAGCGACACUACGCGCACUACAACACCCGGCCAGGACCCAGAGGCAACCUCCAUCGCAACCUGUUGCGUGAUCUCGACGGCGUCGCCCAUAACCACGGCGAGGCCAUGGACGUACACCCCUUUGUGCGCGCGACGGCCGUGUCGCCCCGUAACCCCAGGCAGCGCGAGUACUCGCUGGUCGAGCGUGCUGUUCCCGGGCGGCAAAACACCUUCGACUUUGGCUCUGGACACGCUGCACCAGCAACAUGCACGCACAUGGACACGGACUCGCGCUUCCUCGACCCGCGCGAUCCGGCACCCACUCCGUCACCCACGCCUCCGCCCAAGGACCGGCCUCGUGCACCGACUCCCAUCCCGAUCGUGAGGACCGCUGACCUCCUCCGCCCCCCGCACGCACUGGCGGCCCGUCCCAGGCCGAGGCCGAGUAUGCCGCAUUCCGUCCAUGCGUCGGAGGCGUCUCCGUACACCGCGGCCACCGGCUUUGGCGUAACGGGCAGAACGGCGACGGUGUACAAUGCCAACCCGCAACGUGGUGGUGUCCCUCUCCCUCCUCCUCGUCCUGAUACCACGCCAACGCCGCAGGGCGAGCUGUCUACCUCGCCGAGGAGUAGGAAGUGGUGGACGGUCGUGUACGCGGCGUCAGAGCCGUUUCUGCGUGUCGUGCUGUCUGUGGCUGCCACGGUCGUUUUGGGCGCCAGCCUUGCGAUGCAGGACGCUGGCACAACCAACCCAGCUUCUGGAGAUGCCACGCUUUUUUGCGCUCGGCCCCAAGUCACGACCACGCCCCCACUUUCCGCCACGGCCGCAGCGGUCGUCGCUGCUGCAUUUGGCCUGACAGCGACACUCGCAGCGGUGCAUGUCGCCACGGCAAGCCUGCACGCCGUGCUGUUCGUCACCCUCGCCCUGCCUUGGGGAUACCUCGCGCGCGCUAGCUCUCGGAGUGGCACAUCAAAGUCCCGGGCGUAUCGAGCCCCGUCACCGCCAUUCUGUACGCCGGAACACUCGUCCAGCCCUGCUCUAAGGCCACUCAAGCUGGUCCCGCGGGCCACACUGGCUCGUCCGUCUACUGCGGGUGCGAGAUUGGCCUUGGCCGAAGCUUCUCUCCUCCCCCUGGCCCACCGGCACGAUAUCGGCUGGGCGUGGUGGGCGUGGCACGCUCAUCGCCGCUCCCCGCUUGCCCACGUGUUGGCCAUGUUGGCGUGGUGCGCGUGUGUGGCUGCUCUUGGGGUGGGUCUUGCCGCAGACGCCCACGGGACAGCCGCAUGGCUGGUCGUGGUCGCCAUGGUGCUCCUCCUCGACGCACUGUGGCACGCUGCCACAUACCUGUUCCAUCUGCGCUCGUCCUGGGCAGCAUUCGCCCACCCACCCGUGCCCCCCUUCCCUCGGCAUCCUGACACGGUCCUCGCGGCUCAAACCGCAUGUGCACCGCGCACAGUCAUGUUUGGCUCGCGGACCGUCAGCGCCAUCCUCGCCAGCGAAGCGACGACACCGCGGUCUGCGGCGCGUUCGAUCCCGACAGUCGGCUCCUUGCUCUCCCACGCGUCGCCUUCACAAGUACCGCCUGUACCGCCCCUGCCCCGCUCGACGGGGUCGUCGGCGUACGCCACGCCUUCCACGACGCUCACCCCGCCGUCCCCGUCGGUCGCAUCGUCCUCGUCGUCGACAUCGACCUCGCAAGCCUCCUCCUCGGCAAGCGCCACGCCCACCGCGCAAGCAGCAGCGUCCGCCGCCAGCCUCGGCAUAGACCCCAGCACCUGGCCGGCACUGUACGCGUCCGACCCGCUGCUCGCGCCGCUCCUCGCCGCCAUACUCCGCGGACCGUCCAUGUCGCCCGGCAGCACCGCAACCGACUUUGCCCUCGACGACGACGGGCUGCUGUACCUCGCCCCCGCGCCGUCGGGGCGACAUGCCCGUGUCCUCGGCCAAGGUCGCGCCCAAAGGCACAGCCACAGUGUUCGCCUGGUCCCGCCGGCGAGCGCGCGAGUGUGGCUGCUGGCGUAUUCAGCCGAGAGGAGCACGGCUGCGGACGGCGGGCUGUUGAGAGCUCUGCCGAGGGCGUUCUGGUGGCCCGGGAUGGAGGCGGAUAUCGCCGCUUGGGAAAGUGUGGAUGCGUAG